Molecule: messenger RNA, 1413 nt
Organism: Ciona intestinalis (vase tunicate)
Lineage: Eukaryota; Metazoa; Chordata; Ascidiacea; Phlebobranchia; Cionidae
Source: RefSeq, a predicted model, not a curated record
UACAUAUUAAUUUUAUAUGAAAAAAUACAUGUUGGUUUUGAAAAUAUCCCAGAUUAUGGGUUAAUUUAAUAAAAAGGCAGACUAGAAAUUCUAACUUUGGAAAUAAAAGGCAAAGCAAACAAAUAUUUAAUACAAAACCUCAAAUAGUUAAGUCCUCCCCAACACAUAGUUUGUUAUUACAAGCUUCUGUGUUAUUCCUAUCUCCACAACAACUAACCUAAUGUUUUACAACCAUGGAUAAUACAGUCUUAUCACUGUUAUGUAACAAAGGGUUAAACAAACUAUUCCCAACACUCUAGUUUUACAAAAGUAGUACAAAGUUGGAAACAUUAUGUUUAAAUUUUUUUGGAACUAUAGUUUUUAGCAGCAGGAUUAAGCUGGGAGCUUUUGAAUCUAAAAAUUUAAAGUUUUUACGGUUGGAAAAUUUGUUUUUAUUUUUUAAAGUUAGAAAAAAUUUUUUAAAAGCUUUUUUGGAACUUUAAACAAAAUAUAUUGUGAUGUCAUUAGCAGUGACAUCACAACCGCAUGCGAUCGUGAGAGAAAAACAUUUGUCGGAAAAUGUUUGGAUUCGGAAACCAAAACCAGGGCAACAUGUUUUGGAGAAAAUGUCUGAUUUAUCCGAUGCAAGACACUUACAUGUGCAUAGAAACGUGAAAGGAACAAUUUGUAGCGGAAAACAGGAUUAUGACAUCACAGAUCAAGAUGGAAAGCUGAUGUAUAAGGCUGUUGAAGAUUCCCACUGUUGUUGUGUGCAUUGUUGCGGCCCGGCAAGAGCUUACAAAAUUAUUGUAAAAGAUCCGCUUGGUUUGGAAUUAUUGCAGUUUCAUAGACCAGUACGAUGCUCCGACACAUGUCUGUGUUGUUGUGGUUGCGGUCUAAUGCGCAUGCGCGUCACUGAAGCGUGCUCUGACGUAGUGAUCGGUGACGUCAAGCAAAGGUGCACCUUCAUACGUGAGAAGUUUGACGUCACAGAACUUGUAGAAAACGAACAAACGACUCUGAUUGGACCGUCUGUAACCUGCCGCUGUUUCGCGAAUAUGACGUUUCAGAUUAUCGACGACAAAAAUUCCGAAGUUGGUGAAAUCUGGAAACGGUGGAAGGGCGCCCCUAACGAAAAUUAAACGAAGAUCACGAAAACUUCGGCGUGACGUUUUCUGCGAAAACUAGCAACGUUAUGAAGAUACUUCUCCUGGCCUCAGCAUUUCUAUUGAACCACGCAUUCUUUGAAAUAAGUUGAACAAUUCGAUGACGACCAAACAUUACCUACAUUCUCUGCGACUGAUGCUACUAUGACGUCACAAGGGACUUUACAAUGUGUAUUGUUGGCAAUGUAUUGUUACGUGUAUCUAGCGCAUUACAGUAGUCAAUAGAAAUCUUAUACACGUCAAAACAGCGCCAUCAACGGCGGUAAAA